This is a messenger RNA of Wasmannia auropunctata (little fire ant), 2715 nucleotides long. RefSeq names its product transcription termination factor 3, mitochondrial (gene mTerf3). The transcript has 2 exons. The coding region runs from base 1492 to 2679 and encodes 395 amino acids. The record is from RefSeq and is a predicted model, not a curated record. Lineage: Eukaryota; Metazoa; Arthropoda; Insecta; Hymenoptera; Formicidae. Gene Ontology annotation, biological process: mitochondrial ribosome assembly; regulation of DNA-templated transcription. Gene Ontology annotation, cellular component: mitochondrion. Gene Ontology annotation, molecular function: double-stranded DNA binding.
UCACACGAGGAACAUUCCGCUAGUUUAUUCGACGUUGUUUUGAUACCGCGGUCGCGAGAAUCAAAGUGUUCUUAAUGCGUAAUUAACGUACUUAUUACAUAAAAUAUAGCGCAGGCACGUCACUUUCACCGUAAUAGCUCCGCUGUAAAGAGACAUAACUUAUUAAUUAAGGAACCCCCCCUCCCGGUAACCACAAUAACACACCUCUGUAUGUGUGCGCGACUGCAAUGCGCGUGUGUACGUGUGUGUGUGAGUGUGCAUGCGCGAGCGAGUUUUGCGAAUAUACGGGUAGCAGCAGCCUUCCACCGAAUCGUGGUCGGUGCCACGAUUUUGACGAAAGGAGCGUGGGACGUCCCACGUGUGUGGUGUGUGUCGCGUCGUUUCCUGAAUAUUGUAUAUUGUAUAUUGAUGUAAAAUCAAAGCGCAUUACCUUGCCGCCUUUAUAUUUAAUAUACGCGUUUUAAUCGUUUUAAGGUAAUAAAUAAAAAAAAAAAAAGAGUAUUUGUUCAUACAAACGCCUCGCGUUUCUCUCUCGCUCUUUCGCCUCCCGCGUCUUUCUUUCCCCGCCCAGUCCUCCAGCUAGGCGACGCUGACUCGGCGAAUUGCAAAUCUCAUUAAAUGUAUAUAUACCUGGUGCUCCGUACGGAUUCAUUUUUAUAUGUUUUCCUGCGUGUCAUUGAUGAUGACUCAUAUGCAGACGCGACGCAGUUUUCAGAUCCGCUAUCGCUAUACUAGAAGCACUACUGGCUUACAAUUAGAUCGAUAAGUUUGAGAUAAUUAUCGUAAUUUCUUUCAAUUGUAAUCAUAAUUAUGUUUUACAGAUAACUCCGGUUAUAAUUACUUUUUAAACACUUACUAAUUUACACGACUUGAGGAUCGAAAUCUGACAUAUAUACGUACGUUUCCAACUUUUUGUAUAGAUGUAUUUUAUGUAGGAGAGUAUAUUUUAAUAUGUAUUUUAUGUAUUAUUAUUUUAACAUGUGCAUAAUAUGAGAUAUAUUAUUUAUAUAAUAUACACACGUGUAACAUAAAUUUUAUCUUGGCGUGUAUUGUUGACUUCGAUUCUUUUUCGUACUUUACACAUAAAUAAAAUAGUCUCUUGAAUUUUAACACUCUGAAUAUAGAUCGUUUAAAGCGAACCUAAUGUCACUUUAUUAAGAUCAUUAUUGAACGUGAUAUUAAUUCAUCGUGAUAUAUUAUAUCUGUUAUUGUGAUAUCCGCCGUGUUAUCCAUCGAGAAGAUUUGCAAACGUGACUACGUAGUUCGACCUUAGAAUCCUAGAGGGCCUAGACGACCGUUUAUAAAUCUAACCUAAGAGACAGUCCGGACGGUCGCACUCAGUGAACUCAGUCCCUUUCCGGCAACGGCGUGUAUUUGUCGAAUUACAGAUGAUUAAAAAUGUGUUUUUAGCCAAAUAGCGUGAGAUAUUCGACAAUUCGAUGGUUUUUAAUUUAAGUUACUUUGACGCUGAUGCGGUGACGAGUGUCGAACAUGUUUCAACGAUGUUGUUCGCUCGUGUCGACGAGGCGACCGGCCGCGACGAGCUUGAUCGCGCGAUUUAUCUCGAGAGGCGACGGGCCGAGGCGAUGCGCGUCGAGAGAGCUCGAGAAAUGCGCCGACAGAGCCUCCUCCGAAUCGGGUGUCUUGGAGGAGCGGCUGACGGCCGACGACGAGAGCCACGCGCUGGAACCGCGACCUAACCUCAACUUGAGCCCGGGUCCAAACAGUGUUGUAAACACGACUCCGUUCGCGCGCGAGGACUAUCUCGACGACCGUGACAUAGAGGACUUGCCGCAUGCCCUGGACGAGUGCACCGAGGACCUGUCGUACGUCGGUCCGCCCCUCACUCCGACCUUCAGCUUCGCCAAGUACGCGAACAAGUCGCGCACGAUCCAGAAGCUGGUGGAGCUCGGGGUCCAGCUGUACAAGUUCGAGGCGAAGGAGGGGAUGGUGCAGUACAUCCUGAACCUUGACUUCGAACGGGACGUGAAGCCGUACAUAACGUUCCUGCACGACUGCGGAGUGCCCGCCGAUUACCUGGGCGAGUUCAUCACGAAGAAUCCCGAAAUCUUCAAGGAGGACCUGGACGAUCUGCACACGAGGAUAAGAUACCUGAGGGCGCACGAGUUCACCGUGCCGAUGAUACAGAUCAUAAUCUGCAAGAAUCCCAAGUGGCUCCUGUACAGUACGAAGGAUAUAGACCGCAGACUCGGCUACUUCCAGAACAGCUUCAUGCUCAACGGCCACGAGGUGAGAAUGCUGACGGUCAAGGGGCCCAAGGUGGUGACGUACAGGAUGAUACAUUUGCUGGAGAACACGUUCAGCGUCAAGGAGGAGAUGGGUUUCGAUCGGCUGCAAAUGAAGAGAUUGCUCCUCACGUUGCCCAAGAUAUGGACCAAGAAUCGCGACAGACUGCUGGGUACAUUCGAUUACGCUCAUAACGAAAUGCAGCUGCAGCGUGAUUUUAUUGCGCGGAUGCCGCACGUUUUACUUUGUAGAAAAACUAGGCUCGAGCAGAGGCAUUUGUUCCUGACGAAGAUAAAAAAGGCACAGUACGAUCCCUCCAAACCGAUGUACGUUUCACCGCGAGCCUUAGUCAGCGGUACAGACGCCGAGUUCUGUAGAGAUAUCGCGAAGACGUCUACGGACAUUUACAAUGCGUUUCUGAAAACGUUUUAAUUGUGUUAUAGAUGUAAAUAAAUGAAUUAAUACAUC